Pseudophryne corroboree (corroboree frog) is the source of this 1412-nucleotide messenger RNA. RefSeq names its product capping actin protein, gelsolin like (gene CAPG). Gene Ontology annotation, molecular function: phosphatidylinositol-4,5-bisphosphate binding; actin filament binding. Bases 142 to 1182 code for a protein of 346 amino acids. Gene Ontology annotation, cellular component: actin cytoskeleton; cytoplasm. Lineage: Eukaryota; Metazoa; Chordata; Amphibia; Anura; Myobatrachidae. The record is from RefSeq and is a predicted model, not a curated record. Gene Ontology annotation, biological process: cell projection assembly; barbed-end actin filament capping; actin polymerization or depolymerization. The transcript is spliced from 10 exons.
CCGCCCUCCCUCUCUCUCCCUUUUCUGUCAGCCUCACAGAAACCACAGACUUCUAACAUAAAAAGCAAGUCGUUAGGGUCUGCAGGGUGUGGUGAAUGGUAGCUUCACUGUCAAGGAAGAGCAGGCUGCAAGAGAGUGAAGAUGUACGGAGGCCCCAGUGCAAAGGAUUUGCGAUUCCCCCAAUCUGUUUCAGACCCUGGGUUGCAUGUUUUUCGCAUUGAAAAGAUGAAGCUAAUCCUUGUCCCCAGCGAGAGCCAUGGGGUAUUCCACUCUGGAGACACCUACCUCCUUAUCCUGAAUGCACCUGAGGGCCACAGCAUCUUUGUCUGGAAUGGGAAUGGAACCUCUGUGGAUGAGAGGGCUGCCGGAGCCAUUUACAGUUCCCAGCUACAUAUGCACAUGGGUGAAAAACCCACUCAGAACCGUGAGACACAAGGACAUGAGAGUGCGGAGUUCAUGGCUUUAUUUCCCCGGGGAGUUACUUAUUUGGAAGGAGGUGUCUCCUCAGGCUUUCAACAGGCAGAAAAGGAGCCAGUGGCUCCUGCCCACCAUCUAUACCAUGUGAGGGGACGGAAACAAAUCCGGGCGGUUGAGGCCGACUUGUCUUGGGCAAGCUUCAAUAAUGGGGACUGCUUCAUCUUGGACACAGGAAAGUUUAUCUAUAUCUGGUCGGGGUGUAACGCAAACAUGAUGGAGAGGAAUCGUGCACGGGAUCUGGCCAAUCAGAUACGAGACAGUGAACGGCGUGGAGCUGCAAAGGUUGAAAUUAUACAAGAGGGGGAGGAGCCAGAGGAAAUGAUUGAGAUUCUGGGGAAGAGGCCAGAGACUCUAAGAGAAGGCUGUGCGGAGGAUGACAUGGAAGCAGAUAAAAUACAUACAAGGGGAGCUGUCCUCUAUCAGGUGUCAAACGCUAGCGGGCAGAUGCAAGUGUCUCGUGUCGGGGAAGGAGGAAUCUACCGUAAGGAGCAAUUGCUAUCAGAUGACUGCUUCAUCCUGGACACUGAUAGGAAGAUAUAUGUUUGGAAAGGUAAAAAAGCAAAUAAAGAAGAGCGGGAGCGAUCACUGGAGACUGCCAAUGAGUUCCUGACAAUUAUGCACUAUUCUCUUAAAACUCAGGUCCAGGUAGUAUCUGAGGGAAAUGAGUCUCCUCUCUUCAAACAGUUCUUCAGCAACUGGGUCUGAGUACCAUGGUCCAACUGCAGACAUUCCCACGUGACCCUUCUCCCUCUGAUACAGCAAUGGUCUCCAGCCCUCCAAAAGCACUAGUACAGAUUUUUGUAUCUCACAUGGCCCCUGCUAAGCCUGUAGGAGCUGGCAGAUCACAGCUGUUUCCACUUGCAGGAAAGGGCCCAGCCUGACAGACGACCUGCUUAUUCUGUCACAUUAAAUAUACAUUGCAACUUGCAUAUAAA